GGUUGGAAGCCAAAUGAGCUCCGUAGCGGAAGAAACUAUGCCAGUCCCGCUGUGCUUUCCGGUGAAUGGAUCCUGCCCAAGAACCCUCCAACCCUUUGGAGUCCAGUUAGCCAUUUACAUGGUCUGCGCUAUCGGUGUUUUAGUUACCGUAAUGGGGAAUCUCUUGGUGAUGAUUUCCAUCUUCCACUUCAAAAUACUUCACACUCCUACUAACUUCUUGCUACUCUCUCUUGCCCUGGCAGAUCUCCUCCUGGGCUUAACCGUCCUUCCCUUCAGCACAAUCCGCUCUGUGGAGAGCUGCUGGUAUUUUGGAGAUGACUUUUGCCGGCUCCACACAUUUCUGGACACGGUCUUUUGCUUGACUUCCAUAUUCCACCUCUGCUUUAUCUCCGUCGACCGUCACUCUGCCAUCUGUGAUCCUUUGCUCUAUCCCACCAAGUUCACCAUACGGGUGGCUUGCAUCUACAUAACCCUGGGGUGGGGAGUUCCUGUGGUUUACACGUUCAUCUUCCUUUACAGCAAAGGAAUUGAGGAAAAGCUAGGCCAGUUUCUGCAAGACUUGCCCUGCAUUGGGAGUUGUCAGCUGCUGUACAACAAACUCUGGGGCUGGAUCAACUUCCCAGUCUUCUUCUUUCCCUGCCUCAUCAUGAUAGGGUUAUACAUCAAAAUAUUUAUUGUGGCAACUAGACAAGCUAAACAGAUCAGCAAUAUGAACAAAAAACCCAGAGGGAGCAAACCUCAAACAGGAGCUGCAAAAAGAGAAAGGAAGGCAGCAAAAACCUUAGGUAUCGCCGUAGGAAUCUACCUCUUAUGCUGGUUGCCAUUUACCAUAGACACUAUGCUAGACAGCCUGCUGGAUUUCAUUACCCCUCCUUUUGUGUUUGAUGUUCUUAUUUGGUUUGCCUACUUUAAUUCUGCCUGUAACCCCUUGAUUUAUGUGUUUUCCUAUCGUUGGUUCAGGAAAGCCGUGAAGCUCAUUUUAACAUGCCAGGCCUUCUCUACGAGAACAUCUGCAAUUGAUCUAUAUCAAGAGGAAUAAUCUAUGGUUGGGAGGGCAAAUAUGGUUGCAGGGGGGGAGUAGAAAAUAGUAUUCCCACCCACCUUGUAAUCAAAGCACAUAAAACUAAAGGUCAAUGAAGCUAUUUUGGAAUAGAGAUGAGAAAGCCUUCUUCUUCCUGACAAUCAAAUAACAAUCAUGAAUUAAAUAGCUCCUCAUUUUCUGCUCAUUCAUCAUACACACACACACACACACUGCCAAUCACUUUCUUGGGUAGAUGCUUUAUUUCUUUAAUUAAUUAAUUAAUUUGUUUG
This is a messenger RNA of Pseudonaja textilis, 1311 nucleotides long. RefSeq names its product trace amine-associated receptor 5. The record is from RefSeq and is a predicted model, not a curated record. Lineage: Eukaryota; Metazoa; Chordata; Lepidosauria; Squamata; Elapidae. Gene Ontology annotation, molecular function: trace-amine receptor activity. Gene Ontology annotation, biological process: cell surface receptor signaling pathway; G protein-coupled receptor signaling pathway. Gene Ontology annotation, cellular component: membrane.